UAUGUCAUGUGAUCUCCUUCAGUUGACGCACAGAAGCUGAGAAGCUGAGAAGCUUCAGCCGUCUACACGCAAACAAGGAGGACGAGCCCUCGCUGGAGCACAAAGCGCCUCCGUGUCUGAGCUGCAUUCAUCCACCCGGCCUCUCUCUCUCUCUCUCUCCCACCCCACCAAGCUCAUCUCCCCUCGGAGACGAUGAGCACGCAGUGGAGCCCUGGCACUGUUUGUGAUGGACUCCAUCAUGCUGGGAUGGCCAGGCUUUGACAGUGAGUGAGCAGCAUUAGCUGUCAGUGUUCUGGAGCUAAUUCAGGAUUUGGGAAGAGAAGGAAAGGGAUUGUCUGCUUGAUGAUUUGGUGUGAAACCUUCAUGUUUGUCCUUUUGUUUGCCUCAAUAGUUGUCAGAAGAAUAGGACACGAUGGCUUACCUCUGGUCAUCAGCUUUUGCUUUGCUGGUACUCGCUCAACUGAAGGGACACGGCGUGGAUGGAGAAGUGUCGUCCUGUGCUGAGGUCCACACUGCAACACCACUCGUGACGUUUGGCUCUGCGGUCUCUGCCUCCUGCCUCAUCACCGAGGACUGUCCCCUGGCCAAAGACGCCGAGUUCGAUGUGAGAUGGCACGACAACAACGAGUCGAUCCAGGGCUCAACCACUGUAAACACUAGCAGGCGGGCCUCACAGAUAUUCAUCAGCAACUUCUCCGAGCCCAGCAGACUUCUCACCUGCUACAUAUGCCAAGGGCUCUGCAAGGUGGUGGCAGGAUUGGAGAUCAGAGCAGGGUUUCUGCCAUCAAGUCCCCAGAAUCUGAGCUGCCAAACGAAUCUCACCAAACCAGAAAAACUGCACUGCAGUUGGACUCCCGGAUCUGACACACUCAUUCCCACCAACUAUUCCUUUCACAUGGAGAGGCUGCAAAUGUGGAAGGUCAAUUAUUCCAUCCCACCGGGAGUGAACCACAUAAGCAUCCCACGGACGGAGUUCCACCUCUUCAGUGAGAUGCAGGUGUUUGUGAAGGUGCAGAAUGCUUUGGGCCAGGCCACCACACAGCCCCUAACAUUCACACCUAUGGAGAACGCAAAGCUAGACAUGCCAACGAUUCAGAGCGUGAAGCCUGAGCGAGGCAGAAAUGGCUGCUUAACGAACACCUGGAGUCUCAGUGCCGACCAGAACUGGAUGAUGAAGACAAAACUGGAAAUCGAGUUACGUUUGAAACCAGUGGACGUCACGUUAGCAGAUGAAGAAAAGGUUCUGGUCCGGUUUGUGAGGGACAAAGCAGCUGUGGAGCGGUGCAAUCUGCUGCAUGGGACAGAGUACCAGGCCCAGAUGAGGGUCCGGUACCGCCAGAUGAGCCCCUGGAGCGAAUGGAGCAACCAGGCCAGAGGGUUCACACUGGAGAAAGCUCCUACAGGACCCCUGGACACGUGGCUGAAGGUGACGAAGGGUCAGCACUACAACACCGUAGAACUGGUCUGGAAGCCCUCCAAGCAGUUCCGAGCCAAUAGCAAGAAUGUCUUCUACGUCGUCUACGUGAAAAAGGCGAAAAAAGCAAGAGGGAUCAAUUGCACACGGGGAAGCCAUUGCAUCUUCAAGAUCUCCAAGGCAGUCAAGAAAGUGUACCUGAAAGCGAAGAAUGCUGUCGGGGAAUCCAGGCCCACUGAAAUCCCUGUGUACUCCGAAGCAGUCCUUGAGCCAGUCUCUUCCUUGAGUGUCCUACCAGAUGGUGAUUCAGCCCUGCUAGUGCACUGGGGCAGCCCACUCCACUCCUCCCCUACUGGCUACGUGCUAGAGUGCAGACAGCAGCACGACAAUAACUCCUCUUUCAUCUCCUUUCAUCUACUGGACAGAAAUCAAUCCAGCGCCUUAGUGGCAGAUGGUAUUGAGCCGUACAUACCUUAUGAGAUCUCUGUGUACCCAAAGUAUGAGAAGGGUGUGGGUCGUCGCCAGGGGGUGUUGGCCUAUUCCAAGCAGAAAGCCCCUUCCAUAGCUCCCGAACUAAACUUCCCUGAUAUCUGGGAUUCCCAUUCUAAGCUUUCCUGGAGUGAAAUUCCAAUGAGCAAAAGAAAUGGCAUCAUUCUAGGCUACCGCGUUUAUUAUGAGGACGAGGACGGCAAUACAGAGGUGAAAUACACCAAUGAAACAAGUAUAGUCCUGAGAGACCUCAAGCCCCAAACCAGGUACAGAGCCCUCAUCAUGGUCAGCACUUCUGGUGGUAGUCUGAACGGAUCUGUUGUGAACCUUCAGACACGUUCAGUGGAUGUAUUGAGAAUCAUUCUGAUUGGCAUCCCUACGUGUGUUGGGAUCACUCUGGUCUUCAUCAUCAUCUUGCUGACCACUUUAACAAACCAUAAAUGGCUGAAGAGGUUUCUGUGGCCUAAAAUUCCAGACCCAGCCAACAGCAGCAUCAGAAAAUGGAGCACAACUGAAUUACUACAGGAUAGUCCACCCCAGAAAGACUCUAUGGAGCACGGGCUGGUAUUUCUCACCCACUUUAGCGUUGUCGACUUGACUGAAAAAGAGAUGGACAAACUCGUCCAGACAAACAAGGACCGCUGGCUGCGCCACGAGAUGGACUCCGACCUGUACUCCCACAGCUCCAGCCAACCCCCCAGCAGCCCCUUCGGCUCAGACGGCACCGGCGAGCACGUCCCGUACGCCACGCUGGUCUUCUCGGGGCCGUACCAGAGCCAGCCCCCUCCCCCGGCCUAUCUGCGCUCCGAGUCCACUCAGCCCCUGCUCGAGGAGGAAGAGCCCCCGAGUCCCUCUCCCUUUGGCUGUGUGAGGCAUUACGAGAACGUGGUCGUCCGGGGGAAAGACGAGGAGCACAUCUUCAGUGAGUGUGAAGACACUGUUGGGGUGGACAGGAAACGAGACCAGCGGUGGGAGGACUUCCCACUUCUGAACUCUUUAGCGGUAAAGGAAGUGUGAUGCGACGGAGAGUGUUGUAAUGUGCGUUACACCCUUAAGAGUGAAGUAAAACUCAGAACAAUUUGAGUAAUAUAUAUAUAUAUAUAUAUAUAUAUAUGAAUUUGUUCUCAAUAAAUUGUCAAGAGUUAAGAUCUGAAGAAAAAGGGACUGAUUGAUAAGACUGGGUUGUGUCAUUUGAACUAUGCCCAUUGAUCAUGCCUCUUGUGCAGUUGAAACUCCCCAGAGUGAUGUUCAGUCUCAAGAGGUUGAGCUGAGUCUGGAUAAAGCCAGGCUAAGUGAUUGAUAAUGUCAAUGGAUACUGGAAGAAAUCAGGCUAACAACUACACAAUCUUUAGUGUAUCCCUGAUUAACAUUUCAAAUAUGUUAUACAACAUUUGCAGCUAUUUUAUUUCUUUACAGAGGGAUGCUUGUGUGUUCUUGUUUUUGUUGUUGUUGUUAUCACUAUGCUGCCAGUAAGAAACUUAACAUGCACUGUUUGCCUUUAUAGCAAUGCAGUCUUCAGUUCUGUUGAGUUACAGUGUCUGAUAAAGGUCAGGAUGCAUUAUGCUUGUCAUGAAGGGAAGGCCUAUCGGUCUGAGUUCACAGUGCAGUAUCCAGUCACAGUGAAUACACUUGUAAAAUAAUAAAUUGCUGAUGAUUUCUGCAAACAUUUCCUUUACUAUAGAUCAAUGUCCUUUAUUGCUACUUGAUUUCCCACUUCAUUUUAGAUACAUGUACAUGUAGCCUAUGUAUUCAUUUGGCAGAUGCCUGGCAUUGCCAUGAUGAUGAUGACAGUGAUUAUUAAUGACAGUAGUGAUGAAUAAUUAUUGUUCAACAUUUUAAAACUCAUAGCUUCUGUUGUGGGUCUUGUCACUAAAGAAUGUAAUAUGUGUUUAUUAUCUGGCCAGUAAAAUGUACAAACUAAAGAUAUCUAUAUGUCCACAUGUAUUUUUACUAAGAUUGUUUUAGUGUUAAAAGUAAAGGAUGAUGGCAGGCCUAAGCCUAUUUGAAGUGUACAGUUAAUGUAGUUCUGUGUCCAUUGGGCCUAAUUUCAAAUGGCAUGAAGAUGUUCUGUGUAUAGGUGUAUGUGGUGACACUCCUUUUUCCCCUUUCACCUUGUCUAAAUGUACACAGAAACAACAUAACUGGACAAUAAAAUGAUAAUUUAGCUGAUAA
Sardina pilchardus (European sardine) is the source of this 4075-nucleotide messenger RNA. RefSeq names its product colony stimulating factor 3 receptor (gene csf3r). The record is from RefSeq and is a predicted model, not a curated record. Gene Ontology annotation, molecular function: protein binding. Bases 413 to 2920 code for a protein of 835 amino acids. Lineage: Eukaryota; Metazoa; Chordata; Actinopteri; Clupeiformes; Clupeidae. The transcript has 17 exons.